Rhizoctonia solani is the source of this 1905-nucleotide messenger RNA. Its product is annotated as Retrotransposable element Tf2 protein. The coding region runs from base 1 to 1905 and encodes 634 amino acids. The transcript has 3 exons. The record is from RefSeq and is a predicted model, not a curated record. Lineage: Eukaryota; Fungi; Basidiomycota; Agaricomycetes; Cantharellales; Ceratobasidiaceae.
AUGUCAUGGUUGAAAAAGCAUAAUCCCCAAAUAUCAUGGGAAAAACAUACACUUGUUUUCAACUCGUUAUAUUGUUCCAAUAAUUGUCUGUCUGUACCUGCUGUCUUAGAACUCAAGGCAGUAGAAGAAAUGCCACUUCCUUAUCAAGAAUUUUCCAAGGUCUUCUCUGAGGAAGAAUCAUCCAAAUUGCUGCCCCACCGUCCUUAUGACAUUUCUAUUGAGUUGCUUCCUGACACAAAACCCCGGCAUGGACCCAUAUAUAGUCUGGGCCCAAGGGAAGAUGCAGAACUAAAAGAGACCAUAGAGAAACAACUUAAGGCCGGCCUGAUUUGCCCCUCCAAAUCUUCUAUGGCUUCCCCAAUUCUAUUUGUCAAAAAGAAGAAUGGGAAACUACGCAUCAUGACCAAGAAGAAUGUAUAUCCUCUACCAUUGCCACAAAACCUGAUUGAGAAACUACAAGGUGCAAGGAUUUUUAGUAAAUUUGAUCUCAAGGCCGGAUACAACUUAGUCCAAAUUAAGGAAGGCAAUGAAUGGAAAACAGCCUUCAAAACCAAAUAUGGACUGUUUGAAUACUUGGUUAUGCCUUUUGGGUUGACAAAUGCACCGGCAGCUUUCCAGGACAUGAUGAACAAGAUAUUCAGGGACCUUCUGGACGUAUAUGUUAUUAUCUAUCUGGAUGACAUCCUAGUAUUCUCCCUAAAUGAAAAAGAUCACAAAGCCCACGUGCGAGAAGUACUCAGGAGAUUACAGGACAACAAUCUCUUCUGCAAUAUCAAAAAAUGCCAUUUCCACGUCAAGAAAAUCGAUUAUUUAGGGUUUAUUAUAUCCGAAUUUGGCAUAGAAGUUGAUCAAUCUAAAGUCACGGAUGCAUUGAAUUGGUCAACACCUAAGAAUGUCAAAAAUAUCCAGGAAUUCUUAGGAUUUGUGAACUUCUAUAGACAAUUCAUCCCCAACUUUGGCAAUAUGGCACAACCCUUGUACAACUUGCUCAAGAAAGAUAGUCCUUGGAAAUGGGAACACGCGGAACAACAAUCAUUUGAUGGUCUUAAAAAAUGUCUUACUUUGGCACCCUUGCUUUUGCAACCUGAUACCACAAGACAGUUCUAUGUAGAAUGCAACGCAUCAGAUUAUGCAACAGGAGCCAUAUUAUCCCAACGCAAUCCUGAAGGGAAACUGGCCCCUGUAGCUUACUUAUUGAAAUCCCUGUCCCCUGCUGAAAAGAACUACAAUAUUUUUGACAAAGAACUGUUAGCAGUCAUUAGGGCAUUUAAAGAAUGGCGCCACUUGUUAGAAGGAUCAGAAUUACCAGUUCAAGUUCUAACGGAUCACAAGAACUUGGAGUAUUUUUCCACGUCUCAAUCCCUGAACAAAUUACCCCUUGAAGGGGGGGUAGAGAACCAAGUUCUCCUGAAACCGGAACUUUUCAUUGCAUCAAUCACUCCGGAUCAGGAAAUCAAUGAUUUAAUUGGCAAAGCCAUUUACAAGGAUGAUUGUCUAAAGGAAAUUCUGCUCAAACUCCAGAACAAGGAAAAGGUCUUGGAUUGCAAAUUAAGAGAAGGAUUACUAUGGUAUCAAGGAAAAAUCUUUGUACCUAAAGACAAUACUAUUAGGAACCUUAUCUUAGAAUCUAGGCAUGAUGCUUUAGUGGCAGGGCACCCAGGACAAGCCAGGACAUUAGAACUUGUUUCCAGGAGUUACUACUGGCCAUCGCUGAAAAAGUUUGUCAAUUCUUAUGUCAGCCACUGCAAAACCUGCAUCAGGUCCAAGCCAACAAAUCAAUUACCUGUAGGCCUGUUAAAACCAUUGCAAAUUCCUGAACGCCCCUGGGAAGACAUUGCUUAUGAUAUGAUUGUGGGACUACCAGUUUCAGAAGGUUUUGAUGCUAUCCUGACAGUGAUUGAUUGA